AUGGAGUGUGGAAAGACUUUCACUGAUAGAACACAUCAGCCGACUCACAUGGGCAAGAAAGGAUUCAAAUGCAAGGAGUGUGGGAAGAACUUCAGUCAGAGUGGACACCUCAAUAUACAUCAACGGACUCACACAGGGGAAAAACCAUUUAAAUGCACGGAGUGCGGAAGGAAAUUCAGUCAAAGAGGACAGCUAAAUAGGCAUCAACUGACUCACACAGGGGAAAAACCUUUUAAAUGUAUGGAGUGUGGAAAGAGCUUCCGUUUCAUUGGAAACCUUAGAAGACAUCAACAGACUCACACAGGGGAGAAACCAUGUAAAUGUAUGGAGUGUGGAAAGACCUUUCGUGAUAAUGGAACCCUUAGAGGACAUCAAGAGACUCACACAGGGGAGAAAUCAUAUGAAUGUAUGGAGUGCGGAAAGAGCUUUUGUGAUAAUGGAAACCUGAGAACACAUCAACGGACUCACACAGGGGAGAAACCAUUUAAAUGUAUAGAGUGUGGAAAGAGCUUCAUUCAGAAUGGAGACCUUAGAACACAUCAACGGACUCACACAGGGGAGAAACCAUAUAAAUGUAUGGAGUGCGGAAAGAGCUUCAGUAAGAGUGGAAACUUCAAUAUACAUCAACGGACUCACACAGGGGAGAAACCAUAUGAAUGUAUGGAGUGCGGAAAGAGAUUUAGUGAUAAUGGAAAACUUAGAAGACAUCAAAAGACUCACACAGGGGAGAAACCAUUUAAAUGUAUAGAGUGUGGAAAGAGCUUCAUUCAGAAUGGAGACCUUAGAACACAUCAACGAACUCACACAGGGGAGAAACCAUAUAAAUGUAUGGAGUGCGGAAAGAGCUUCAGUAAGAGUGGAACCUUCAAUAUACAUCAACGGACUCACACAGGGGAGAAACCAUAUGAAUGUAUGGAGUGUGGAAGGAGCUUCAGUUUCAAUGGAAGCCUUAGAAUACAUCAGCGGACUCACACAGGGGAGAAACCAUAUGAAUGUAUGGAGUGCGGAAGGAGCUUUCGUAAUAAUGGAACCCUUAGAACACAUCAACGGACUCACACAGAGGAGAAACCAUAUGAAUGUAUGGAGUGUGGAAGGAGCUUUCGUAAUAAUGGAGACCUUAGAAGACAUCAACGGACUCACACAGAGGAGAAACCAUAUGAAUGUAUGGAGUGUGGAAGGAGCUUUCGUAAUAAUGGAACCCUUAGAACACAUCAGCGGACUCACACAGGGGAGAAACCAUAUGAAUGUAUGGAGUGUGGAAGGAGCUUUCGUAAUAAUGGAACCCUUAGAACACAUCAGCGGACUCACGCAGGGGAGAAACCAUAUGAAUGUAUGGAGUGUGGAAGGAGCUUUCGUAAUAAUGGAACCCUUAGAACACAUCAGCGGACUCACAAAGGGGAAAAACCAUUUAAAUGCAUGGAGUGCGGAAGGAAAUUCAGUCAGAGUGGACACCUAAAUAUGCAUCAACUGACUCACACAGGGGAGAAACCAUAUGAAUGUAUGGAGUGUGGAAGGAGCUUUAGUAAUAAUGGAGACCUUAGAAGACAUCAACGGACUCACACAGGGGAGAAACCAUGUGAAUGUAUGGAGUGUGGAAAGGCCUUUCGUGAUAAUGGAACCCUUAGAGGACAUCAAGAGACUCACACAGGGAGAAAUCAUAUGAAUGUAUGGAGUGCGGAAAGAGCUUCAGUUUCAAUGCAAUCCUUAGACGACAUCAACGGACUCACACAGGGGAGAAACCAUAUGAAUGUAUGGAGUGCGGAAAGAGCUUUUGUGAUAAUGGAAACCUUAGAACACAUCAACGGACUCACACAGGGGAGAAACCAUAUGAAUGUAUGGAGUGCGGAAAGAGCUUUCGUGAUAAUGGCAACCUUAGAAGACAUCAACAGACUCACACAGGGGAGAAACCAUGUAAAUGUAUGGAGUGCGGAAAGAGCUUUCGUGAUAAUGGAACCCUUAGAACACAUCAACGGACUCACACAGGGGAAAAACCAUUUAAUUGCAUGGAGUGCGGAAGGAAAUUCAGUCAGAGUGGACACCUCAGCGUGCAUCAACUGA
Podarcis lilfordi (Lilford's wall lizard) is the source of this 2058-nucleotide messenger RNA. The record is from the annotation of a GenBank genome assembly. Lineage: Eukaryota; Metazoa; Chordata; Lepidosauria; Squamata; Lacertidae.